AUGCCAUUCGGAUUCACCCACGGUCCACUGGUCUCUCUCGCCAACUCGGCCAUAUGCAGCUUCUUCAGGCAGAUCGAGGUCUACGGAGCGGAGAAUGUCCCGGAUCAUGGUCCUAUAGUCUUUGCAUCAUCGCACGCUAAUAUGGCUCUUGAUCCUGCCGUGUUGAGUAAUACGAUACCUCAUGGGCAUUAUCUACAUUACUGGGUCAAGGACUCACUGUUCAAGAAUCCAGCUGUGGGAGCUUUGCUAAGGAAUGCCGGUAACAUUGCUGUUGAUAGGAAGACUAAGAACAAUCAGAUGUUAUUCAGAGGUACAUUCGAAGCCCUAGCCCUAGGUGAAAGUAUCGGAGUAUUCCCCGAAGGUACUUCCCACACUGAGCCACGUAUGAUCCCUCUGAAAGACGGUACCUCCUGGGCGGCAUUAGAAUAUGUCAGAUACCUCAAGGGAACAGAGGAGAAUGCUGGACCGAAGAAGGGUAGGAAAGCCGUGGUGAUUCCUGUGGGAAUCGCUUAUGUCGAUAAGAGGAAAUAUAGGAGUAGGGUUGUGGUGCACUACGGCGAACCGAUAUCCAUGGACCAGUUCGAAGCCCAAUUCCUCUCUGAACAAGAAGGUGAAAGUAAAUUAGCUGUCAAACGGUUGACCUGGAUGAUCGAUAUUGAGCUGAAGAAAAUGACUGUCAAUGCACCUGAUUGGGAUACCGCAUUUGCCGCGCAAAUGGCUAGGGAGUUACUGUGGGUUCGCCAAGAUGACUUAGCCUUGAAAGAUUACGUGCAAGUGUCCCAGACUCUCGUUGAUCUAUUUACCACACCCACCGAAUCUAUCCAAUCUCUAAAAACACUCUUAGCAACCUAUCAUCGACUCCUUAGUUCUUCCCGAUUAUCAAACUCCGUCUUAUCCGGUAUAUCAUUAUCAUCCACCUUGGAUCCUUCCAUACCCGUUUCCUUACCCAAUCGGUUUUCGACCCUAUUCUACUUCAUCAAAGACACACUUGUCGUUUUGUUCCAUUUGCCAUUCUUCAUCGUACCGAUGUUGAUCAACAUCCCGAUCUACGUUGUAGGAUACCUCGGAGCAAGUCUUGUAGAGGAAGAAUUGGAAACUCAAGCUCAGAUGAAAGUCGUCUUUGGCUUACUGCUGAGCUUGAUCACUUACCCUAUACUCUUCUUCGUACUUUGGUCGGUGUUGAAGGGUCUGGCCCUUGGAGUGGUCCUUGCUGCUGUGACCGUGUGGGGAUUGGGAAGAUAUCAUGGUGCGUUGAUUGAUGAGAAUUAUAAUGCUAUGAAACGACUCGUCGCAUCCUGGCGACUCCUCAUCGGAAUUUGGACCCCACGUCGAUCCGAAUUCCCUUUACCCUCUUUCCUUGAAUCGUAUAAAUCAUUCGCACCUGAUCCACCUAAAGUCGCUGGUCUGCCACCAACGACCAAACCUGAGAAAUACGUCAAACCUAAAAAAUUACCUUCGAGGGUAUUGGUCAAGCACGUUUUGAGAACUAGACUCGAAGCCGCCAAACAACUUGCUAAAGUCCUGUUAGAGCUGGAAGCGAGAGAUGAACAGGUGAAUGCAUCUUUCUGGCUUGCUGAGGAAUUCAGUGGGAAUAUAUUGGAAGUACCGAAAGAUGAAGAAGGUCUCAAUGAGUGGGAGAGGGAGUUACCCCGAGCGAGAAGGAGUGGGAAAGAGGUGGUUGGGUUUUUGAGAGGGAGAGGUGCGAGGUUGGGGAUCAAUAGGGGUGAGGAAGGACAUUGGGUGGGGAGUAGUGGAGGUGAAGGGGAGAGUGAAUGA
Kwoniella mangroviensis CBS 8507 is the source of this 1776-nucleotide messenger RNA. RefSeq lists its product as uncharacterized. Lineage: Eukaryota; Fungi; Basidiomycota; Tremellomycetes; Tremellales; Cryptococcaceae. The transcript is spliced from 10 exons. Gene Ontology annotation, molecular function: glycerone-phosphate O-acyltransferase activity; glycerol-3-phosphate O-acyltransferase activity. The record is from RefSeq and is a predicted model, not a curated record. Gene Ontology annotation, biological process: phospholipid biosynthetic process. The coding region runs from base 1 to 1776 and encodes 591 amino acids.